Molecule: messenger RNA, 1377 nt
Organism: Sporisorium graminicola
Lineage: Eukaryota; Fungi; Basidiomycota; Ustilaginomycetes; Ustilaginales; Ustilaginaceae
Exons: 1
Coding region: 1-1377 (458 amino acids)
Biological process (GO): transcription initiation at RNA polymerase II promoter
Cellular component (GO): transcription factor TFIID complex
Molecular function (GO): DNA binding; RNA polymerase II general transcription initiation factor activity; protein heterodimerization activity
Source: RefSeq, a predicted model, not a curated record
AUGGAAUCCUCUCCAGCCGCUAGCACUCCUCAUGCGCCUCGAACACCUUCCAACGAUACAUCCACCACUGCACCACCUUCUAAAUCAAACGGCGCCAGAGAGCGUUCCAAUUCAUCUGCGCCACUAGCCAAGCGCUUCAAGGCCGAUCAAUCUGAUGUUUCAUCAACAGCACCUGCCAUUAAUGGCGCCUCUAUCUCAAACGAUGCAGGCACAGCCCAAGCCUCGGUCGCUUCCAAGAGCACGGCGCCUGCCGCUGCUGCUGUACCCGAACAAAAGGACAACUUUGACAGUCUAGUCGAUGUGAUGGGCGCUUCCGGUGUCGACCUGCAAGCAGAGGAGGAGGCCAUCCAACGCAGAGAACUCAUGCAGCAGUCUCAAAACGCACGCGAUAAACGUGUUCAGCCCGACGACGACGAUCUCUUCUUGCAAAUGUAUCCGCUCGCCUACAAAGUGCAUACACUCGCGCAGGAACACGGCUUGAGCGUUGACGCUGCCGUUCUCAACUAUCUCUCUCUCGCCGCCAGAACGCGGCUGAAAAAUGUGCUAGAAGCCAUGAUCGCAUCGUCUCGACACCGAAGCUGGUCCUCGCAUCAGCAUCCUCCGCCCCUCUACCCGUCCACAUCACAGCCAAUGUACCACGAACACAUCCUCAACGAUCCCAUCAAGCAGCUUGCCGCGCUCGAAAAGGCAGAGAGGGGGGAUGAGGCACGCAGGCGCCGUGAGCGUCUCGCCCGAGACGAAGAGUCCUCCGCUUCGGCAACCGGCUACGGUGGUGACGCCGACAUGGACAUGGACGAUGCAACUGGCACACCCCGAGCAGAUGGCAGAAAGAGGCCUAAAAAGAUCGGUCCAGGUGUCGCUGCACGAAACAUGUCGGAAGAUGUGCGCAAGAGGCUUGCUGACAGCACCGCCAUGCGCAAUCUUGGAGGUGGUUCAUCAAAGUAUUCUUGGCUCUCCGGCGGAUCCACAUUUCCGAGCGCCUUCAGUCCGUUGGGAUCCAAGAAGGGGAAAGGAGAUGCAGGCGCUGCAGAAGAUGGAACGACACCCAGUCGCCUUCCCAAGCCCAAGUUUGCACCUCAACCGUCCGUAUCAAAUUGGAGUGGCGCAGGCACAGGCGACAGUAGUACAGCCGGUGGUGGUGGUGGCGGCAGUGGUGCGAUGAAUGCAGCAGCUACAGGUGCCUGGGGCGAUGUGGCUGCUCGGCAGGCGGCAAAGGAAGAGGAGGAAAGGCAAGCAAGGCUCAAGGUCACCCUUCGCGAUGCUCUCUUCGCAUUGGAGUAUGAGAGAAGGGCGGGAGUAGGGCAUGGAAGUGGAGAGGCGCUGCUGUACCGAGUGCGUGCUGGUGGAGAACACUUGCUCAAGGCCAAAGAAGCAUAG